Molecule: messenger RNA, 3074 nt
Organism: Planococcus citri (citrus mealybug)
Lineage: Eukaryota; Metazoa; Arthropoda; Insecta; Hemiptera; Pseudococcidae
Product: phenoloxidase subunit 1-like
Exons: 12
Coding region: 1282-2943 (553 amino acids)
Source: RefSeq, a predicted model, not a curated record
AUUUUGAUCAACUUUCUCAUGAAAUACGUCAGAAAGAGGUCAAAAUAAGACAACUGAAUAAAUUUCAACUUUUUUUAAUGUUUGGAAUUGAAAAUUGAAUUUUUUCAAAUUUUGAUUUUUUGUGAUGAGUUAUUUCAUUGAGUAAAAUGGGUUUUCAACUUUUUUAACGGAUACCUAUGUAAAAAUAGGUGCCAAAUGGGUCAACUUCACCCGUCAAAAUUUUUUUUCAUGUUUUAAAUCAAAAAAUCGCAUUUUUUGUAAAUUUUCAAUUUUUUAAAAUCGAUUUCACGAAAUAACGCCAUCUUAAUUUCUUAAUAAUUAUGUUGUUCACAGUUCAGCAUCAAAAGUUGUCCAUAAUAUAUUUUUUUUUAGAAUUUUUGAGAGUCGCAACGAUAUGAAAACUACGUUUUGAAACUUUUCGAGCUAAUUUUUCGUACGAAAAAAGUGCCAACACUGAUUCUUAUGAUAUCAGCAAAAUGCCUUUCAAAACCUCUUACUAUCGGAAAAAGUUCCAUUUUGAUAGGUAUCGCGGUUAUCGAGUAAUCCACUGCUGAAAUGAUUUCAUGUUCACUGAAAACUUUGACACCCCCUGGCAUGGCAGCCUUUAGAAGAGGAUACCUUAUCUUCAGAGUCACAAAAGGUAACUCAAGUUAGGUGUUUUCCUGCAUGGGAAAGAAGGGAAUUGGGCGAGGCUUGAUGAGUGGGGGUGCGGGGAUGAAGUCCCCUCGUGAACACGAAAAAAAAAUCCGAAAAAUCUUCACGCAUACCUACAUAUUUACCUACAGGUAACCAGAUAUCGUCUAACGGCAUGGAAAAAAUGUGCAAAUUUUAUUGAAAUUGCCUCUACUCAACCGUAUGUGGGGAAAGGGAGGAUGGGAGAGGAAGUCUAUUAACUACGUUUUAUUACCCUGCACUUCGACGACUAGAACUGGAAACCGGCUUGGCGCCGUUGAACAUGACAAUUCGUUAUCACCUAGUAGCGAAUUUUUUCGUGCGAAUUCAGUCGAGUGUCGAGUGAUUGUGAUCGAUUUGUGUACAACUGGUUGCGAUUGGUGAAAUUUACUCAAGUAUUUUGACUACUUUGAUUAUAUUUUAGUGUUCAAAUACUUCAUAAUUACAUAUCUUUUCAUUAACAGUCUCGAUACGAGAGGUAGUUAAAUGUAAAAACAGCGGCGCAUUAAUUGUAUCGUGCGAGUUGCUGUACGGUGUUCACUUGGUAUUUUGAUUUUGAAAGUUGAUCUACUGAUUGAAUUACUAAUUAUUUAAAUAUUAUUAAGUAAAAUGGAUUUGUGGGGACUUCUCCUCGACGUUAUUAAGGUUUUCCAUACUCCAAAUAAGCUAACCAUCGAUGUAACAACGGAAACAUACACCAAUGCAAGAAGUAUUAAAUCGAACGAUAUAACUGAUUCGGUCCAAGAAAUAAACGAGAAGGUACCACAAGAUUACAUAGACGCCGUUAAACCAGCAUCGCAACUCGGCAAAGAAGCAUGUUUCGAAAUCUUAAAUCAAGCCCAUCGAAAAUACGCCGAGCCUGUGAUUAUACAAGUCUUCAGUGGUAACCCGUCGAGAAUUCAACAGUUUUUCGAAUACGCGCAAGACAAAGUUAAUCUCGAAUUACUCUGCUACGCAAUGGUAACUGGUAUAAUUAAUCGCAAAGACGUGGAUAAAGUUGCUGUAAAAAUACUACUUUCUCACCUGAAUAUUUAUCCAGAAAAGUAUUUCGAUAUGAAUAAAAUCAAUGCCGAUAUUAAAAACAGAAAUUAUAAAAUUCUUAAGGGCAAAACAGGAGAACCAAAAGCGAUAUUUGUGUCCAUAAAUGAUGCUAAGACCUCAACCAAUCGAGAUCCGAAUGUCUACUUCGCAAAAGAUAUAAAACUGAAUUGGCACUAUCGUCAUUGGUAUGAAGUUAAUCCAUUCCUCCAGAAGGAACUCUUCCAAAUGAAUCGAAGUCGAGGGGAAUCGUUUUAUUACGAGCAUCAACAGUUGUUAGCUAGAUACAAUUUUGAAAUGCUGUGCAAUGGAUUACCUGCAGUUCAACCGUCUCAGUUCAAUAUAACAGAUUUGGAAUUCAAACCAGGAAGCGAUGAAAAUUUGUUUGAAGACCUAAGUAGAAGAUAUGAGGAGUCAUUUAUCUCUAAUUUGGGUAAUACAGAUCAAAAGUCAAAGGGAUUAUUGAACAAUAUUUUGCAAGCAGAAACAGCUCUAAGAAAUCCAACGUUUUAUCGUCUGUGCAAACACAUGGAUGACUCAUUUUAUCGAAAGAAAAAUAAUCUGAAACAAUACACUGACGACGAUAUACGAUUCGAAGGUAUUAAUAUUUCAAAAGUAGAAAUACUACCUCAAAUUCUUGAAACUUUUUGGGAGAAAGAUGCGAUUAAUAUCACACAAAAACUGUCACUCUCUCAGUUUAAAAAAGUUUACGCCGUUCAUACUCACUUACAAUAUAAAGAAUUCGAAUACAAGAUUCAGGUUGAAAAUAACUUCACUGAAAAUGUCUUAGGCACGGUGAGAAUUUUCCUAGCUCCACAUUCAAAGUACAAAAUUGCAUACAAGGAAAAACGACGAACAUUUGUGGAAAUGGAUAAGUUCGUAGUCAAUUUUACUGCCAGCCAAACCACCUUUAUCACACGUAAAUCAGGAGAGUCUUCGGUGGUCAAUGGAACAUGUGGCUGGCCUCAGCACCUACUCGUCGGUAAAGGUACAGCAGAAGGUUUUCCAUGUGAUUUGUUUGUAAUUAUCACAAGAAAUGACAAAGAUGAGACUGAAGACGACCGCAGACCAUUGGGAUUCCCAUUUGAUCGCGAUAUGAAAAGAGAUGCAACUGAAAUUGAUAUUUUAAACACACAAUUUGAGAAUAUCAAGUUGACACAAAUUCAAAUAAAACACCGAGCAGAAACAAAAUGCAGCCAAACACUGAAGGGUUUGGGAUACUCUGAACAGUGAUUGAGCAAUCCAGAUGAAGCUUACAGAAUAUUAUUCAAAGAUUCUUUCAAAUUGGAUUAUUUUUUAUUUUAAUUACCUAAGUUUUUUUUCCAAUUUUUUUAUGGUAUUAAAAAUAUAUAUGUUUAAUCUUA